GAACUCGGCGGAGGUGGAGUGGCACGCUCGCCGGCCUGGACUCUCUGGCUCUCGAUAAACAGACUCUGCAUCGGACUCUGCUCGCACAGCACAUAGUUGUAGCACCAGACUCUGUUCGUGCGCGGCUCGACCGCAUCACUGUUGCGCGUGUGCUUGUGUUUUUUUGCCGGUCGGGUGCGGACUGCGCUCGUCGUCGUCGUCAUCCCACGCACGGAACCGUCUGACAGAAGCCACGACGAUGCAGCAGCCGCCGCAGCAGUUCUGCUUGCGCUGGAAUAAUUACCAGAGCAACCUGACCAACGUCUUCGACCAGUUGCUGCAAAGCGAGUCGUUCGUGGACGUGACGCUGGCCUGCGAGGGACACAGCGUCAAGGCGCACAAGAUGGUGUUGUCGGCUUGCAGCCCGUACUUCCAGGCGCUCUUCUUCGACAACCCCUGUCAGCACCCCAUCGUCAUCCUGAAGGACAUCAAGUGGCCCGAACUGAAAGCCGCCGUCGAAUUCAUGUACAAGGGCGAGAUCAACGUGUCGCAAGAGCAGAUAGGCCCACUGCUCAAAGUGGCAGAGUCGCUCAAGAUCCGCGGCCUGGCGGACGUGGGCAGCGGCGGCGGCGGUGGCGGCGGAGGCGGCGGCGGGGGCGGAGGCAGCUCUGGAAGCUGCGAACCGGAGGCGAACGGCGGCGACGCGCCGGGCGGCGCCGGUUCGGUAUCUCCGUCCUCGACGCCGCAGCCACCGGCGACGCCGACGUCGCUGGCGCACGCGGCCGCCUGCAAGAAGCCGUGGGACCUGUCCGCCGAAGGCUGCCUGGCGUCCUCGCCGGGGCAGCGCGGCGCGCACACGCACCCGACGCAGGCCAAGAAGCGGCGGCGGACCUUCUAG
This is a messenger RNA of Schistocerca americana (American grasshopper), 877 nucleotides long. Its product is annotated as protein bric-a-brac 2-like. Gene Ontology annotation, biological process: regulation of transcription by RNA polymerase II. Lineage: Eukaryota; Metazoa; Arthropoda; Insecta; Orthoptera; Acrididae. The record is from RefSeq and is a predicted model, not a curated record. Gene Ontology annotation, molecular function: protein binding. Gene Ontology annotation, cellular component: nucleus. The transcript has 3 exons. Bases 239 to 877 code for a protein of 212 amino acids.